AAACUACAAAAGGACUUCGACGAACUGGAGAGGCUCGAACAGAGACGGCUACAAGAGCCGGAACAGGGACAACCUGGAUGGGCCGAAGAAAAUGAAUCGCCCAUUUCGUCGUCAGUAUUAGAGGAAGAUCCAUCCCCUAGCAGAGAGCCUUACCCUGGUGGCACAGAAGUUAUUGGGGAAGCAGUUCGAAGAAGAAGGGUUCCGGAAAGCGCGAUUCCAUUAAUGAUAAAAUCGUUAUCAGUUGGAACACUUAACCAGUACGAAAAACCACUUCGACUAUGGUGGGACUUUUGUUUAAGAAAGAAGAUUCAAAUAUUCGAUGCCAAAGCUACGGAAAUUAUAAUGUUUUUAACUGAAAUUUUAGACAACAUUAACACUUAUGGCACCUUAAACUCGUACCGAUCAGCAAUUUCUUUAAUAAGAAUGUCAGAAGUUGGCUCUGAUCCAUCAAUGAAGAGAUUUUUCAAAGACAAAAUAAUCCAGAUCAAAAUUCCAGGUAGAAUAAAAUCCUCAGGAGUCAAUAAAUCGCAGCCGGGCUUAAAACUGCCAUUUUUUCGAGAGGAACGAGAAUUGUGUGUCGCUUCGACAUUAUCAGAAUAUAUUAAACGAACUGAACCAAUUAGAGGAAAUGUUGAGGAACUUUUCAUUACUUUUAAAAAUCCCAAAAAAGCAGCUUCGACUCCAACACUCUCACGAUGGAUCAAGUGCAUAUUAACAGAAAGUGGAAUUGAUACCUCUUUCUUUAAAUCCUAUAGCACACGACAUGCAUCUAGUUCGGCAGCUAAACGACAAGGAGUUUUGACCGUUCUGACAACUCUUUACUGACAGCAUACUCUAGUGGAUCAACAGAAGGGUCUAAUAGCGCAUUACCACCAACAAACUCUGAUACAUCAGAACAAUAUUAUUUUGUAAUUUUAAUUAACUAUAAUAAUCUUCGUAUUCCGGAUUU
Messenger RNA from Leptopilina heterotoma, 949 nucleotides. RefSeq lists its product as uncharacterized. Bases 223 to 825 code for a protein of 200 amino acids. The transcript has 4 exons. The record is from RefSeq and is a predicted model, not a curated record. NCBI's taxonomy places the organism in Eukaryota, Metazoa, Arthropoda, Insecta, Hymenoptera, Figitidae.